Molecule: messenger RNA, 1203 nt
Organism: Peronospora belbahrii
Lineage: Eukaryota; Oomycota; Peronosporomycetes; Peronosporales; Peronosporaceae
Source: the annotation of a GenBank genome assembly
AUGACAAGUAAUGACGAGAUCCAUGCAUAUCUAGGAUCAUUAGAGACUGUAUACCAUCGUGAGCUUUCCUCUUACCCUGAUGGUAAAGUCUUAACGUUACCAUUAGUGUAUUUACCAGAUAUUGUUUUAUUCCCUGGUGACGAUUUACCACUUCGAAUGCUUUCGGACUCGGUCUCAUUUCGCAGUUUUCGAGACUUGCUGUCAAGUGGUGAAGCGCUAUUGGCUGUAUUACCUCCUCACCAGACUGGACCACAGCUUGGGGUCACAGUUCGAGUUGAGAGGUUCAGUGUAGAAGACGAUGGCGUGAGGAUGGCUGGUGGUGCAAGGCAGCGUUUUCGUCUUAGACAAAGACUACGAGAAGAGUCUGAUGCUGAGCUUUUUUUGUGGGGAGAAGUGGAGAUCUUGGCCGAGGACAGAGCACAGUCAAUUCCAUUUGACGACUUGUGCUGGCGGUCGAGAGUCGAAGGUCAAAGCAACGAGAAAAACAAGACGAGAAAUCUACGGAGAAUACGUGGACGACAGUUUCCAGCAUACUGGGGAUACGCUACUUACGCUUUGUACGAUGCCCGUGUACUGGUGCAAAAGAUUCAAAGCAUGUUGCUAUCAAACAUUCACGGCGAGUGGUUCCAUAAACCACGCACGGAACGAUCAAGUGGGCAAAACGAUGACGAUGAACGUGAUGAGAAAGCGUCCUUGGUACACUAUUUGGCGGUGCCAAGCGAUAUACAAGACCCAAACCUUUUCGCGUUCUGGGUUGCUCGCAACUUGCCAUUAGACACAACACAGCGACUGGACCUUUUGAGAAUGAACUCUACUGUCCGAUUAUUACGUCGAGAGAUUGAGCUGCUGGAACAGACUCAGGAAGAUAUUUUCUGUUUCCUGUGCGGUUCUUUUCUUGCAAACACUCGUGAUAUAUUUAGUAUGACGGCAUGUGGUGCAGCGGGAGGUACUUACGUCAAUCCAGGAGGUCAUGUGUUUCAAGUGUUGACAUUACGCGAUGUGGACCGUGCAAAUGUGGUAGUGGACAUGAAUCGUAGUACAGAGGACACGUGGUUUGCAGGCUAUGUAUGGAGUAUCACACAUUGCAAUUCGUGUUACCAACAUCUCGGCUGGCGUUUUGACCGAGUGGAUUUUACACGCUUGCCUGCUACAUUUUUCGGAUUUCGACGAGCAGCGCUCACUCGAUCCCGAAGUCCUCGGUAA